AUGGAAUCAGAGCUUGAGAAAUUUAGACAAGAGUGGCGUCAGGAAGUUCAAAAAAGGGCUAUACCUGAAAAGUCUAAGAUAAAUGAGACUAGAAAAAUUGAUAACCUUGAAAAAAAACUUGAAAACUUACCUAAAAGAGUUCCAUCAUCAUUAGGUCCUGAUUUAGAAGUCUUCCAUGGAGAAGAACCUCCUACUCCACGAUCAUUUACUCCUGAAGAAUGUGAUGCUUUAGCACUUUUUGAAGCAGCAGUUGAGCGUGAACACGCAGGAAAGCUUUCGGAUGCAGUUGUACUUUACCGAGAUGCAUUCAGGGCAAAUGAUAAGGUUGAUCGAUUAUACCGUGAUAAGUGGUUUAGCCAUGAGAAUCAAAAGAAGAAAAAUAAACAAACAAGUGGACCAAUGACUGCACCAGAGACUCCUGAUGAACAGGAGGAUCAAAAUCAAGAUCAAGAUCAAGACCAAAAUCAAGAUCAAAAUCAAAAUCAAGAUCAAGAACAGGAACAGGAACUUGAAACCAAAAUUAAAACAUUAAACUUGAACCGUUCUGAAGAUGUUUUACCUGCAGACGAAACUAAAUAUUCACCCUUUGCACAUUCCAGAUUACCCAACGAAAUUGUGGAAGCUAUUUUAUGUCAAGUUGCAUUGUUAGACCCAAGAGCAUUUGUAAGGGCACAAGCAUCAUGUAAAUUGUUUCAUAGGGUGGCUGCACAAUCACCACAUAUUUGGCGAGCAUUGGCACUACGAGAAUAUCCUGAUCAAAAAUAUGAUUCAGAAGCAUUUUUACAAGUUUAUGGAGAAGAUGUUUGUUGUAAGGAUUCAAUUAGUUCUAAGGAAUCUGCUGCUCUUUGGCGUGAUGGGACUAAAUGGAAAGGUCAAUGGCGUGCUAUGUAUAUGCAUAGACCAAGAGUUAGGUUUGAUGGAGUGUAUGUAUCAACAUGUAAUUAUGUGAGACCUGGUCGUGGUGAUGGAUGGUCUGCACCUAUGAUUAUGGUGACUUAUUAUCGGUAUUUACGAUUUUUCCGUGAUGGUGCGGUAUUAUCAUUAUUAACGACGGAUGAACCCAAAGAUGUUGUUCCUGCAUUUGAACGAGGGAAGAUUGGUGGUGGUUCAUCUACAGUACGUCAAGAUGGGUCGGUAUUUAUAUUACCAAGAACAGUAGUUGGAGGUACAUGGAAACAUACUGAUUCUCAAGGAUCUAUACUUGUACAUACUGCAGGAUCUGUUCCAGAGUAUGAAUUUUGGUUAGAAUUACAAGUUCGAUCAUCUGGAACUCGAAGACAUAAUAAGUUAAAAUGGGUAACGUUUUUUGCUACUGAAAGAAUGACCGGUGCACGUACCGAUUUUGGACUUCUUAAUGAUCGACCGUACUUCUUUGUACGCUAUACUUGGUGA
This is a messenger RNA of Magnusiomyces paraingens, 1392 nucleotides long. RefSeq lists its product as uncharacterized. Gene Ontology annotation, molecular function: protein binding. The transcript has a single exon. The record is from RefSeq and is a predicted model, not a curated record. NCBI's taxonomy places the organism in Eukaryota, Fungi, Ascomycota, Dipodascomycetes, Dipodascales, Dipodascaceae. Bases 1 to 1392 code for a protein of 463 amino acids. Gene Ontology annotation, cellular component: SCF ubiquitin ligase complex. Gene Ontology annotation, biological process: SCF-dependent proteasomal ubiquitin-dependent protein catabolic process.